This is a messenger RNA of Sphenostylis stenocarpa, 585 nucleotides long. The record is from the annotation of a GenBank genome assembly. Lineage: Eukaryota; Viridiplantae; Streptophyta; Magnoliopsida; Fabales; Fabaceae.
AUGGCUCUUAACACUAGCUUGAGAUGUUUGGCAAUGGUUGCCCUUGCAUUUUUCGUUACAGUGCAAGGAACUCUUGGGGCGAUAGAAUGCGAGCGUUUGGAUGAGGACACGUGUGCGUUUGCGGUGUCGUGGGAGGGCAAACGGUGCGUAUUGGAGAAGCGUGUGAAGAGGAGCGGGGAAGAAGCUUACACGUGCAGGACUUCAGAGAUCGAAACAGAAACGCAAACGGGGCACAUUGAAACAGAUGAAUGCAUAAAGGGUUGUGGUUUGAACAGAAAAUCCUUCGGAAUCUCUUCAGACUCUCUUCUUGAAUCUGGGUUCACGCAAAACCUCUGCUCCCCUCACUGCUACGAAACCUGCCCCAACAUCGUUGAUCUCUUCUUCAACCUUGCAGCUGGUGAAGGUGUGUUUCUUCCGAAACUGUGUGCAUCACAAGGUCGUAGAGAAAUGGCUGAGAUCAAAAGCUCCGGUAUAGUAGCACCAGGACCAGUGAACUCUCUGCAAUUCACUGCAACUCCUCCACAACCUUUCGAUGCUGUGGAACUCGCUCAUGAACCUGCGCUUGCACCAUUCCUGCAGUACUAA